UGCUUCGACUCUGAGCGAUUAGGCCUUGGUAGUAUACUGUGUGUCUGCGGCGGCAGUUUUCCUCUUUGGGUUUAUUGUGUAGAAGAUAUGGCUGGUUGGGCAGGAUUUUCUGACGAAGAGGUGACGCGAAUAAAGCAGUUGAAAGAUCCUUUGAUUGUUGAAAAGCCAGAAAAAUUUGGAGGAGCACCAUCAAAAAACAAAAGUCGUCAGCAACUCCAGAGGGAAAGAGCAUUGAACCAGCAUUGUCGCAAAGCAAAUGGGCACAAGGAAGUUUCUCUUAUCCUUCCAGAACAACAACUGGCCAAAGCAAAGAUGAACCCUCCACAAGCCAUGGAGUCCCCUGCACCUGAGCUGGGACCGAAGCCAAUUGUAAAAGCAGCUGAUAGACAAUUGACUGCACCUGAAGAAAGCUGUCAAAAAGAAAUGAAAGAAUCUAGUGCCAAAGCAUCAUGUACAUUGCAGGAACCCUCUGUUAAAGAGCUAUCAGCAGAACAGAUCAAAGGGGUGGAAUUGCGCGAGAGAUCACGGCUAGAACAGCUGCAGCUAGAGCAGCGAUUAAUGGAAGAGAAGAAUAAACGCAAGAAGGCACUUUUGUCGAAAGCCAUUGCAGAAAGGUCGAAGCAAACCAUGGCAGAAACUAUGAAACUAAAGCAUAUCCAAAAAGAGCUUCAGAGUUUGGAUAACUUGUUAUCGAAUGGUGUUAAUGUCCUCCGGAAUCGGAUUGAACAGUCCAGUUUGGAAUAUUAUCAGGCUAAGAAGAGGUAUGAUAAAGCAGAAGUGGAAUAUGUUGCAGCUAAACUAGAUCUACACAAGAAGAUUGAACUGAAGGAGCAGCUGACUGAACAUUUGUGUGCCAUAAUCCAGCAGAAUGAAUUACGCAAAGCUAAGAAGCUGGAGGAGCUGAUGCGGCAGCUAGAAAUGGAGGCAGAUGAGGAGCAACUAGAGUUAGAGAUUGAAGUGGAAAACAUUUUGCAAAAGGAAGAACUACCCAAGGCAUCUGAUCAGACCAAUACAGGAAGUGAAGAAGCAGCACACCAGACAAUUCAAGAGGAGGGCAGCCAGAGUCAUACAUUUAAAAAGCAGAUUGAAAAUGAAGUGGAGAGCACUGCUACUUGCAACACAGGCAGGGGUAAUUUAAAGGACGCAUUUCAAAUUCAAGAAACUGAGAAAUUGAAUCCUCAAGCUCCAGAGAAAAUCCAAACAGUUGCUAGAACUUGAAUAUGUGUUAAGGUGUUCCAUAAGUAAAUAUAGGUAAAAUUAUUGCCAACUUCCAUAAUAUUGUCAAUGUGCAGAAACUGAACUCAACUUAUUUAUUUUUAAGUAUGGCUAAAUGUUCCUUUUGAUUGUAAUUUCCUAUAUUUUACCACCAGUUCAAUCUUUAGAACAAAAUUUGAAUUUUGGAUGAAAAAUAAAUCAUAUUCAAUAUAUGGGCUAGAAAGGUGACCUGAAACAUGAGACACUACAAGUUUUCUUCACUUGAUUAAUUACUUGAUCCCACAUUUUGGUAAACUAUAAUAUGUGCAAUAUUGUUCUUCCAAACACUGUUUAUCAAAUGUAACCAGACAAAUUUUUGAGACUGGCUUGAGGACCUCUCAAUUUUAUAAAAGUUUCUUUUAAAGAAAGCAUGAAUAUACUAUUGUCAUUUAUCUCUUGAAGUAUAUUGUCAUCUGUCAUCAAUUUAUAACAAUACUUCCAUUUUUCUUUAAAUACUUUCACAUAAUGGCUUAUAGAAUUUAUCAAAGAUCGCAACACCUUAUGUAAUUCUUGAUGAAUUGAUUACUGACCUUCCAUCCUUUUUUAAAAUGUAAUUAUUCAUUUGCUUAAAAGCUUUAUUACAGUAGUAGAUUACUGCAGAAUUUACAUGAAUACACUAAGACUUUAUUUUUACUGUAAAUAUAUUUUUAUAUAAUGUUCAAUUACGCACCUUAACCAAAUCAGAAAGGAGAACAAUGAACUGGGUAUUUGGAAGCAAGUUAUUUUAUUGAUCUUAAAAAUAUCAAUUCAGUCAAUUAGAUUCUACUAAAAUGAACAAAAUCUUGUCUGUGAUGUUUAUUUAAAGCCUUUGCAUUUGGUAACUCGACAAUUUUUGAUUUUGCAUUAUCAUCAAUCAUCUUCCUCUAAUACAUGUUAUUCAUAUCACCAUUUGUUGUGACAGGUUGCUGUAUACUAAUUUGUGUAUUUAUUCCUAAACCUGCUUAAUUGGUUUGUUCCUGGGAUUUAAAUGGAAGACAAAGAUGGUUGAAGAAUAUGUAUAUGAUAUGUUGCAUUUGUACUUGUUCUGAGCUUGCUCACUUAGAACUUGUUUUACUCUAUUGGUGCAUUGAUUCAGAAUUGACCUGUAAUUACAGAUUAGUGGUUCUGCAAUCCUUGUAGCUAAAAAUGAAAGUUUCUUUUUGAU
Molecule: messenger RNA, 2398 nt
Organism: Mobula hypostoma (lesser devil ray)
Lineage: Eukaryota; Metazoa; Chordata; Chondrichthyes; Myliobatiformes; Myliobatidae
Gene: gorab
Product: golgin, rab6-interacting
Exons: 5
Coding region: 88-1218 (376 amino acids)
Biological process (GO): non-motile cilium assembly
Source: RefSeq, a predicted model, not a curated record